Molecule: messenger RNA, 2095 nt
Organism: Phytophthora nicotianae INRA-310
Lineage: Eukaryota; Oomycota; Peronosporomycetes; Peronosporales; Peronosporaceae
Exons: 1
Coding region: 87-1988 (633 amino acids)
Molecular function (GO): acyltransferase activity
Source: RefSeq, a predicted model, not a curated record
GCGUCAACGAUGUUGAACCGGUUGAACCUGACGUGACAGUUCACUCUGCAAUUUUCAGCAUCGACUACGCAGCGACCAUCACUCUUAUGGCUCAGAUCACGCCCGGUACCUUCGGCCCGCAGGGUUUCCGCGAGUGCUGGGGCGAUUACCGCGCCGAGGCGGACUUGGAGGACCCGUCACGCCCGCUCUACCGCUUCCAGCGCGAUCUUCCACGUCUGCCCGUGCCGUCGUUGGCUGACACCGUCUCGCUUUACCUAGAGACAUUAAAGCCACUGGCCUCGCCUGCUGAGUUCGCACGCUCCAAAGAGCUGGCCACCGCCUUCUUGCGGCCUGGCGGCAUGGGCGAGGAACUGCAGCGCCGUCUGGUGGCUCGCGCCAAGGACCGCAGCGACUCGAGCUACUUGGUAGAGUGGUGGAACACACUGGGCUACCUGCAAGUGCGCGACCCGGUGGUGUUCAACGUCAGCUACUUCUUCCACUUCGCAGACAGUGUGCACCCAACCCAGCGCUCCAAUAUUGGACGUGCAGCGGCUCUGCUGCGAGGCUCCGUGCUCUUCGCUCGUCAAGUGGCGGACGGCUCGCUCGAGCCAGAACAACUGGGAAAGAAGAAGACACCCGUCUGCUCUACGGCCUACAAGUACAUGUUCAACGCUUGCCGCAUCCCACGACGUGAGCAGGACUCGUACAGGAUCUACGACCCCAAGGCGCAUACCCACGCGGUUGUUAUGCGUCACAACAAGUUCUUCCGAUUAGAGCUGCUGGACCAACGUACUCAGGAACCACUGGGCUUUGAGGCGCUCUGUUUCCAAUUGGCCAGGAUCUUGGAGUCUGCGGGAGCGAAGGAAUCUGCUGUGGGAGCUUUGACGUCCCAGGAUCGCGACUCGUGGGCUGACGCUCGCGAAGAGCUGAUCCGAGCGUCCCCGAAGAAUGAGGAGUCCCUACGUGCUAUUGAGAGCUCAUUGCUGAUGCUCAAUAUGGACGAUGAAGCUCCAGUGUCUCGUACUGAGGUGGCACGUGGACUCUGGCAUGGCAAUGGACGCAACCGCUUCUUCGACAAGUGUGUGCAGCUCGUGGUGUUCGAGAACGGCAAGGCUGGACUACUGGGUGAACACUCGAUGCUCGAUGGCAUGCCUAUGGCUCGCUACACAGACUACCUGGUGUCACGUCUGCACAAUGGCCAGAUCGACCUGGGUCCUCGUGGCCAGACGACGCAGCAGCUAGAGCGCUCGCUUGUCGCCCCCAAGCAGCUCACCUUCCGCUUCACGACGCAGACACUACGCAACAUCGCAGAGGCUGAGAAGGUGUUCGACCAGACUGUGGUCGAUCACGAAGUGUUUGUCCAGGCCUUCUACGGCUACGGUGCACGCUCCAUCAAGGGAUUCCGCUGCAGUCCGGACGCGUUCGUGCAGUUAGCUAUCCAGCUGGCCUACAAGAAGCUGUUCAAGAAGAAUGCUGCGACGUACGAAGCCUCGCAGACACGCCUGUUCCUGCAUGGACGUACCGAGACAACUCGCAGUUGUUCUGUGGCUAGUGCGAAGUUCACAGACGCAAUGGAGGACACAUCUGGCUCCGUCACCACUGAAGAGAAGAAGAAGCUGCUGCUUGCUGCUGCCAACGCGCACGUUGCGUACAUGCGCAAGGCUGGCGCUGGUCGCGGCGUGGACCGCCACAUUCUUGGUCUUAAACUGUUGGUGCAGCCCGGCGAACGUGUGCCGUUCUUCGAGGAUCCGGUGAUGGCCAGAGCGAGUCGCUGGCUCAUUUCCACUAGCCAUCUCACCAAUGAGUUGUUCGAUGGUUGGGGCUGGGGUGAAGUUGUGCCCGAAGGUCUGGGUAUCGCCUACAGUGUCAAGGAUCAGUCCAUCCAGUUCAACAUCGCCUGCCGCCAACACGGUAGUUGGGGUGCUCGUAUGGGUCACCUGCUUGAAGAAAGCCUCGUCGAGAUGCAACAACUUUUCGCUGAGUCCAAGGAAAUUGGCGCCAAGCUGUAGGAAUGCAGUGAAAAGACCCACGAUGGCGAUAUAUAUUUUUUAAACAUUUCAAUAAAAAUGCUUUUUCACUUCUUUUUUUUAGCCACACUGUUAUUAAUCAACGGCGC